Molecule: messenger RNA, 1530 nt
Organism: Clonostachys solani
Lineage: Eukaryota; Fungi; Ascomycota; Sordariomycetes; Hypocreales; Bionectriaceae
Source: the annotation of a GenBank genome assembly
AUGUCCGACCAGCUAGCAGAUAAACUGAAGAACACUUCACUUAACGAUGGGCCAAAUGCUGGGAGCGAUAACUGGAAACAAAAUUUGAACCUUCCCGCCAAGGAUACUAGGCACCAAACUGAGGAUGUCACGAACACAAAAGGCCUCGAAUUCGAAAACUUUGCGCUAAAGCGAGACUUGUUGAUGGGUAUUUUCGAAGCCGGGUUCGAAAAGCCCUCCCCCAUUCAAGAAGAAGCUAUUCCUGUGGCCCUGACGGGCCGCGAUAUCCUCGCCAGAGCCAAGAACGGCACCGGAAAGACGGCCGCUUUCGUUAUCCCCGUCCUAGAACGCAUCAACCCCAAAGUGACCAAGAUCCAAGCACUUAUCCUCGUCCCCACACGUGAGCUUGCCAUGCAAACAUCGCAGGUAUGCAAGACUCUAGGCAAGCACCUCGGCGUAAACGUCAUGGUCACAACUGGCGGUACUGGCCUUCGAGACGACAUCAUCCGUUUACAGGAUCCCGUCCAUAUUGUGGUCGGAACCCCGGGUAGAAUUCUCGAUUUGGCAGGAAAGAAUGUUGCCGAUCUGAGUGAAUGCCCCAUGUUCGUCAUGGAUGAAGCCGAUAAGCUCCUCUCGAGUGAAUUCACCCCCGUUAUUGAACAACUAUUGCAAUUCCACCCCAAAGAUCGCCAAGUCAUGCUUUUCUCUGCCACCUUCCCGCUGUCGGUGAAGGACUUCUCUGACAGGAACAUGGCCAACCCCUACGAAAUUAAUCUCAUGGACGAACUCACCCUUCGCGGUAUCACCCAAUACUAUGCUUUCGUUGAGGAAAAGCAGAAGGUCCACUGCCUCAACACUCUUUUCUCUAAGCUCCAGAUCAACCAAUCUAUCAUUUUCUGCAACUCCACCAACCGUGUAGAAUUGCUUGCAAAGAAAAUCACCGAGCUAGGCUACUCUUGCUUCUACAGUCACGCGAGAAUGCAACAGCAAGCCCGUAACCGAGUCUUCCAUGACUUCCGAAAUGGCGUCUGCCGAAACUUGGUUUGCUCUGAUCUCCUUACCCGUGGUAUCGAUAUCCAGGCUGUCAAUGUGGUCAUCAACUUCGAUUUCCCAAAGAACGCCGAAACUUAUCUGCACCGUAUCGGUCGUUCCGGUCGAUACGGCCACCUGGGUCUGGCUAUCAACCUGAUCAAUUGGGAUGAUCGCUUCAAUCUCUACAACAUUGAACGAGAUCUCGGAACCGAGAUCCAGCCCAUCCCUGCAAGCAUUGAUAAGAGUCUCUACGUUUACGAAAACCCCGACACUAUUCCCCGCCCCGUUUCCAACCUUCCUCCACGAUCAAGCCAGCCCCAGCAAACCCAGAGACUUCCAGGGCUAUCUCCUCAACAACAUUCGCAACAACCCCAGGGUGUUUGGCAGGGCCAACCCAACCACCAAAAUGGGCACUCGCAACAUUUCAACCAGCAACGGGGCCGUGGCCGAGGUCGCGGCUACCGAGGUCGCGGUGGAGGUGGCCGGGGACGAGGUGCUCCACGUGACAUACAAACCUAA